GGUGAGUUAAUCAAGUUAUGGGCACGAAAUGUGUCAGAUUUACAAAUAUUCCUGCAAACGACUCCACGAGUGACCUAUUUGUAUCGGGGCUGCCUCGCACACUCUGAACUUCGCUGCGCAAAGAAGCUGCUCGCCAGUUUACGAUACUUGUAUCGAAAAAGUGCAUCGGCGAUGCAAACCCAAUGAGAGUGAUUUUGCUUUGAGGGAAAGUUGUCUCUGUUGUCUGAUUCCAAAAGAAUGUGUGCAAGGAAUGUGACGUACGUGGCACAGAAACUUCUGCUGCUCAGUCCUUCCCUCCCAAGCGACAGAUGCGGUAUCGGCGACAUCCGGCAGAACCCCGCGUGGCAUGCUGCAAGAUUCCACGGCAGUGUCUCCAGCAUUCAACGACGAAAGACAGAAAGAAAGAACACUGUGACCAAGCAAGAAUCCGUGUCUGUGUCGUGACACCUGUUACAGACGAAACAUUUUUAACAUGAUGGGGAAGCAUUCGUCUGAACGCGUCAGGACCGACGCACGGCCGCGCUCUCCGUCCCGGAAUUGAUGUCCGGUGUUUGUCUUCAUUUAAGCCGUGUUUUCUUCCAUUUAUUCAACCAGUGCACGCCAGAAGAAUGGUGACGUUAUUUGCAAAACUACCAGCAUCACUGGCAUAACUGGUACUCCGAGAGGAAAGUUGCAACCCAGACAUGCCAGGUCGGUAUGCCCCACUGAACCGCCCUGAAGGCCAUCGCGAGAAUGGAUACAGACGGGCAAAGAAACAGACAGCAAAAAGAAAUUUGAAAUGCUGUCAUUCUUCAUCCAGAGGGAGGACAUGGCGAGCACUGCGAAACAGGACUACUGUAAUCGGCAACUGGAACUGGCGAUUUUCGCGCCUGCCUGUCCGUUCCAUGAGCAGUCAACUCUUUGUCCUCUUAGCGCUUGCCGCUGCGGCACAGCCUGGUGAUGCAUCUUGGUUCAUUGCGUCACGUCAGUGGGACUCAAUCCAGAAGCACUUGGCAGUAGGCUUUCCCUCCGAGACUCAGUGGUUAAAAGGAUCGGAGCAGUUCUGCCACGUGUCGCGGACAACCGACCAACGUCCUACUUCGGCACUCAGUGUCUCCCGCAGCAGACACGCAGUUUCUUCUGACAUCAGGGAAUGCACACCUCCAGAAUGGGAUGCCACGGACAAUAGAAGACACUUAGGAGUUGUCUUCGCAGUGCCACCACCUCUCCGUCUCAUCCCGGUGUCACCUGUCUCCUCGGCUGCUGCUUUUCUUGGUGAUAUCUUUUCCUGGCGUCGUCACCUCUGGAAAAUACCAGGAUCAUCUUCUGCACUUGCUGAAUCAAUACUUCCACGCAGUCAGAUUCAUCGUGAAUGCAGCAAACCUGAGCUCUCUUUCCUCUGUGCAUUCAUCCCGUCUUCCUCGGUCGUCCAUCGUCUCUCUCUGCUUAUCCCAGCCCCGUUGCAUCCGUCCGUAUCAGGUAGUACCUCUUCCUCCGCACUUCACGUGUACCGCAACAAGUUCCUCCACAUCAAUCCCGUGAGAAGAGUGAAGCAUCUCAGGAGGAACAGCGGGCGUUCCCAUGUGCAUGAACUGGCUCGUGAGCGCUACCUCCUCCACCGCCAAAAGGAUGUGCGCGACUACUACCGAAUGAAGAUUCGGCCGCACGUAGACACAUGCCCGCAUAGCCAGCGUAAUGCGGCUAUCAAGAAGCCCUAUCAAGGUGUUAAUGAAGCCAGAAAGGAAGAAAAUCGGCGGUUGAAUGCAGAGGACGACCUCCGCGACGAGGCACGAAUCGCUCUUCUGCGGGCCUUUCUCGACUCCCAAUCUGCUCUGGUACCGGCAGCGGGAGAAGCCGAUGACGCUGUGUGGACCGAAGUGGAAGGUAAUGACGGAGACAGAGACAGCCCACAGAGAAGGGGAAAUGGAGGAGUAUCCGAUGUCAGUGAGUCAGCCUCAUUUUUGCCGGGGCUACAGGACACAGGAAAGAAGAGCGGAGGUGAUGGAUGGGCUACCUUCAGUGAUGUGAAGAAAGCGUGCGAGGAACUGCAACUACUACUUCGUAAGCGUCGCAUGCUCCGACCGCUUGGAAGUCACAAGCUCUUCGUCAGUGGAGUAGAUGACCGCCUAAUGAACUCGGAUCUGGAAGACUUCUUCGAUUUUUUCUUUCGGAAAACCAAGGUGAAGCUGCACAAGAAUGCGGAUGGCACACACCGGGGAAGUGGACUCAUCAUGUUUGAGACGACUCUUGAUGCGACGCGGUGCCUUCUAGAGUUCAAUGGCGUCCGCAUUGGUGCGAAACGUCUUUUCCUUGCUGAGGCACUGGGGCCUCCACUAAAGCCGAAGGUCAAAAAGGAAUAUGUGCUACCUGCCUUCCCAUUCGGCCCGUCUUCUUCCGCAACUCAAGCUGGAACUAGCUGCGGUAACAUCAGCGCACCGUGACGUGUCAAUUAUGCGUGUGUGAAAGCUGGCAGCCCAUGCGGGGGCUCUUCGCAUUAGUGUUGUACCUUGACAAAUCAAGAUUGAUGGCCCCAGUGAGUUCAUUCAACGACGUCGAGAAUUGAGCAAGCGUGUGUGAAGCGGUAAUACAAGGAUUGUUGAGAGGAAGGUCGUUUUCGAGAAAGGUGGUCGCGUUGUACCCGAAAACGAACGAUCGAGUUAACGUGUGUCCGUCGACUGGUUUGUUGCUGGAGUACUAUCCGAUAGCGGCCCAUCCAAACAAAACACGAAUUCCAUUUGUUAUAAGG
Toxoplasma gondii ME49 is the source of this 2725-nucleotide messenger RNA. RefSeq lists its product as hypothetical. Gene Ontology annotation, molecular function: RNA binding. The record is from RefSeq and is a predicted model, not a curated record. The transcript is spliced from 2 exons. Bases 684 to 2420 code for a protein of 578 amino acids. NCBI's taxonomy places the organism in Eukaryota, Apicomplexa, Conoidasida, Eucoccidiorida, Sarcocystidae.